Messenger RNA from Strongylocentrotus purpuratus (purple sea urchin), 4119 nucleotides. RefSeq names its product eukaryotic elongation factor 2 kinase-like. Lineage: Eukaryota; Metazoa; Echinodermata; Echinoidea; Camarodonta; Strongylocentrotidae. Gene Ontology annotation, biological process: protein phosphorylation. Gene Ontology annotation, molecular function: ATP binding; elongation factor-2 kinase activity; calmodulin binding. Bases 509 to 2560 code for a protein of 683 amino acids. The record is from RefSeq and is a predicted model, not a curated record. The transcript has 13 exons.
UCUUGCUUCCUACCCUGCUACAGAUCCUGGGACUGUUCACUGCCUGAAGCCAGAUAUCCUGUUUACGGGAAAGCAAGUCGCCUCUCUUUCCCCACCAUCUGUUGCGUUCAUCGUUAGCUAAUCUCACACUCAUUCCAAACUUCCCACAAGAAAUCAUGUUCCCCUGGAACUCAACUUGACAGAAAGAUCACUUUAAAAAAAAGUCGGCGCAAACCUUACUCCAAUUUUUGGUUGGAGUUGAAUCAUCACUUCAUUUGCCCUCCAUCGAAGCACAACCUUACUGUAUCGUAUAGCAACACCGAAAAUAGUCUACCCCUCUUUACCGUUUGAAACCAGACCCCGACUUGUUGAUAAACCCUGUUCCUGAGAGCUUCCUUCAUGUAUACGUCGAACGCCAGCUUCCCAACAAACCGACCACCAUUACUCCUCCUCACCUUAGAAUUAAAGUUCCCCCUCCUCCCUAAGCCGUCCCCGCCCUUUGCCCCCGGUCACCAGUCCCUAGCACGCCAUGGCGGAGCUCCAAUUUGAGAUCACCGACCUCGACCACGACCACCAGGUCAACGGUAACUACAAUGGAAAUCAUAAUCACAGUAGCGACGAGGACGAGGAGAUGCUCAUCGAGCCCCUGAUCGACUUCUUGCUCAAGGAGCCGACGACACACAGUACCCCGAUUAAGAAUGAGAAUAUCAACAAGACCAAGAAGAGAAGCCCCACAUGCGCCAAGCUGAAGUGGAAGUGGGCCUUCCAGCAGGUGAGGAAGAUGAACGAUCCCUGGAAGGAGUUUCACCUGGAGGAUCUCCCCAUAGACACGGCCAUCAGACAUCGCUACAACGCCGUCGAGAAGACCUGGGUCCAGGAUGAAGUCCAGGUCAAGAUGGGUUCAGAGUCUUUUGCACAUGGAGCCAUGCGAGAGUGUUUUAGAAUGAAGAAGAAGUCUAACUUCAGCAAGCACCACCAGUGGAAGAACUCGGGUAACUUUGUCGCUAAGCGUUACAUGGAGACGGUGGAAAGAGACGUCUAUUUUCAAGAUGUCCGUCUUCAGAUGGACGCCAAGAUCUGGGGAGAGGAGUUCAACCGCCACAAUCCUCCAAAGAAGGUGGAUAUCUUUCAGAUGGCUGUCCUGGAGUUCAUGAAUCGACCUGGUAAGCCUCUCUUCCAUUUGGAGAGCUACAUAGAGGGCAAAUACAUCAAGUACAACUCAAACUCUGGAUUUGUCAGGGACGAAGCACUCCGAAAAACACCACAGGCAUUCAGCCACUUCACAUUUGAGAGGUCCGGUCACAAGCUCAUCGUUGUAGACAUCCAAGGUGUUGGCGAUCUGUACACCGAUCCUCAAAUCCACACCUCUACCGGUACGGAGUACAACGAGGGUAACCUCGGCAUGCGCGGGAUGGCGCUCUUCUUCGCCACCCAUGCCUGCAACGAGAUCUGUGACCAUCUGGAGCUGACCCAGUUUGACCUCCACUGCUCUGAGUUCACGGAACAUGAGAAAUACGUGAAACUGCAGAAAAAUUCUGGGACCAUCUGCCGAGGUACCGAGAACCGCGUCUUCAAACCUCGCGCAAGGCCCUCCAUCUCCCCUCUCGACAUGACCCAGUUCGUCGUUUUCGAGCGGUCCAACUCGCAGAUGUCGACGGGCUCCAGCGUGGUCCUGUCUCCGCUUGCCGAAUCGCCUCCGAGGCGCAUUUCCUUCCAGGAGCUCCCUUCAUCACCUGACGAUGUCGCCAUGUCGAUGUCUCCACCUCCAAGCGUGCUCAAUCAGUUCCAAAGAAGGACGGCACGUUUUAGGUUGGACUCGGAGAGCGAGAGCGAAACGCUGUCUCACGAUGAUGAAAAAAGGGCAAAAUUUCUGGAAAGAAAUGUGAACCACAGACCAUCCUGUGUGAACCUGGAGGUUCAGCUGCGAAAGACUAUGCUGGUGACCAGUACUGGAGGCUCUAUCUUAGGACAGAUUCAUCUGGACAUGGCUAAGUACCACGAGAUGGGCCGCUUCGCUCCCGAUGACAACAGCCGUAACAUGGAGGCUGCCCUCUACCAUCUGCGUCACGGUGCGGACUGCGGAGUCCUGGAAGCUAUCAUUGCCAUGGCUAGGAUCUGCCUACAGCUAACCCACGAUGUUCUCACCGAGGUGUCUGUACCGAGUGAUGAUGAAGAUUAUAUGAACGAGGGAAUGGACUACAUGGAGACGGCUGCAGAGGCAGGGGACAGGGCAGCCAUACUGUUUGUAGCCAGAGCAUACGACACCGGUCACAACCUGGGAACUGCUAGGACGAAAUCGUGGUUGGAGGCCAUGCACUGGUACGAGGAAGCGGUCAACACGGAGAAGGUCGAUGAAGACGGCCAUUAUGAUUCCACCAUGGACGAUCCUAACUACCUGCUCAGUGCUAGGAUGGCAGAGAUGUAUCGGGCCGGCGGACCGGACCUCGACAAGAACCCUGAGAAAGCUGCUGAGCUUUACAACGAAGCUGCAGAGGGCGCAAUUGCUGCCAUGAAAGGCCGCCUCUCCAACAAGUACUACAUGCUCGCUGAGGAGUGUUAUGGUGAAAUGGAGGAGGAGUGAAAAGGCUCAUUGAACAGCCUCAUCACGUGUCGGGUAUAUUGUAUUCAUCCUCCAGUGGUCCCCCCACUAUAUGACAAACUAAGUUUGGUGUACUUGUAUGUCUUGUCUAUGAAUGGAAUUCUUUAAUAAAUUGAUCUUCAUAUUUGUAAAAUCAAGUUCUUUGGUUUGUAAAGACUUAUGAAUGAUCAAACUUUUUUCUUUUUACUUCUUUUAAAAAUUAUCAUUGUUUCUUGAAAUUUUGACUGCAAAAACAGCUCAUUGACACAUUCCUCCUUUUUUAUUUUUUUGUAUUCAUUCAUUGCAAUCUGUCUUAAAGACGUGCAAACUAUAACUUCAUCUGUCACAGCACAAUUUAUAUUUCAUGUAUAUCAUUUUCAGCAAUAGCUAUUUGAUGGGAAAAGGCAAAGUUUGAUGACUUUUAGUUGGGUCAUAUGAUCCAUAUCAAUAGCCCAAAAGUUUGAAUUUAGUUUUGAUUCAUACAAGGAUAGAGAAGACUACGCACACUGUAGAUUAUCUGAAUUUCUGAAAAAGUUUGUUCAUGAAAAUUUGUCAUUUUUCUUUUGAGGCAACUUGGCUGGUUCAUUUGCCUCAAAGUUGAUGAAAUUUCUGUAUGGGACAUUGCACGCUGUCACUGAACAUAGUUAGUUUGGUGUAUAUGCGAUGUGUAUAAUAUUCAAUAUUUGUCAUUUUUCAAGUUUAUGUUUGAAGAAAAAAAGUUCAACUUUUGUUGUAUUUUUAGUCCACCUCCAAGGCAUUAAUGUAUGGUCUGUACAUAUCUAUGUUGUAAAUAUAUUGUCAUUUAACAUUUAGUUUAACAUUUCAAGUUUAACCUUACUUUGUUUCAAAAUGGAGGUGUUUUUGAUUAGGUAGCACAAGCAAGCUAACAGUUUCAAAAACAUUAGUGAGUAUUAUGUCAAUGACUUUUAAAUGUGUAAGAAACGGAAGAGACAACAAAGAAAAUCAUGAAAAUGUACAUGAAAUAAAGUAUUGGUGUGGUAACAAUUAUAAUUUGGGCGAUAAAUGAUUACUUAAAAUAACACUCCAAUAUGUUUAACAUAAACUGGAUAAGAUAAAUUUAUUUUUGUGAAAAUAAUGUGACCUUUGUUAAUAAUAUUGAAUAUUUCAUGGUUCAAAAUCAUCAUUUCAUUAUUAAAAUUGUUGUAUUCUCGAAAACACAAUACUUUAUGAUAUAUAAGUAUAGUUUUUCGCCAACAAGAUUAGGGCAAGGUUGUAAGUGCGUAUUAAUAUAUACCUGUCUAAGGAUUCUCAAGUUGUACAUAUGAUAACUUAUAUCUCGUAAUGCCUACCUCACUGUGUAACACAGCUCAUUUAGAAAACAACUCAUUAUAACUCAACUGAUAUCAGGGUAGUAAAUCAUUAAGCUGGGAAGAAAUUUUUGUUUUAAAUAUUUUGUUUACCGUAAUUCUUUUCAUCUUGAUAUAUCCAGUAUUUAAUCAUAUUGUUUGAGUGAAAUUGGGAUUUUUGAACAUGAAAGUGAAAUGCACAGGGAAUAAUUCAACAUAUCUAGAAAAAAUAACAAGAUUUGAAAUUCAGGGAGA